Messenger RNA from Ostreococcus lucimarinus CCE9901, 813 nucleotides. RefSeq lists its product with no specific name. The record is from RefSeq and is a predicted model, not a curated record. Gene Ontology annotation, cellular component: cytoplasm; cytosol. Bases 1 to 813 code for a protein of 270 amino acids. Gene Ontology annotation, molecular function: L-serine O-acetyltransferase activity. Lineage: Eukaryota; Viridiplantae; Chlorophyta; Mamiellophyceae; Mamiellales; Bathycoccaceae. The transcript has a single exon.
AUGGCGUCGACGUCGAAAUCGCCGCGUGAUGAUCCCAUAUGGACGUCCCUGCGCGCCGGCGCGCAGGCGUUGGUGGAUAAAGAACCGUUGAUGGGUGGGUUCGUGUACGCCACGAUCCUGAACCAACCGACGUUCGAGCGCGCGUUGGGGUUCUUGUUGGCUUCUAAAAUUGCAAACGCCACGAUACUCGCGGGGCAGUGGAACGAUUUGAUUAUGGAUGCCAUGAACGCGACGAACGAGGGAAAAAAUCGAGAAUAUAACGGACCUGGAACGGGUUCGAUCGGGGACGCCGCGCGAGCGGACCUCAAGGCGAUCGUCGAACGCGAUCCAGCGUGCCCGUCGUACACGCACGCGUUUUGCUUCUUCAAAGGGUUUCAGGGACUGCAGGCGCAACGCGUGGCACACUGGCUUUGGGGACAUCAGCGAAAAGUUUUGGCGUGUAAGAUGCAAAGCUUGAUUUCAGAGGUGUACGGGAUGGAUCUUCACCCGGCGGCGAGAUUCGGGCGAGGGAUCAUGAUCGACCACGGGCACGGAGUCGUCGUCGGCGAGACGGCGGUCGUGGACGACGAUUGCACGCUCUUGCACGGGGUGACCUUGGGGGGGACAGGGAAAGUGCGAGGUGAUAGACAUCCAAAGCUCGGCAAGCGCGUCGUCGUCGGGUCGAACGCAAGCGUACUCGGGAAUAUUAAAGUUGGGCACGACUGCAAAAUUGGCGCGGGCGCCGCCCUCAUGCACGACUUACCACCGAGAACAACAGUCGUUGGUCACAAAGGACGCGUGGUGACGAAGAAGCAGAUAACAUCGAAGCUUUAA